This is a messenger RNA of Dicrocoelium dendriticum, 813 nucleotides long. The record is from the annotation of a GenBank genome assembly. Lineage: Eukaryota; Metazoa; Platyhelminthes; Trematoda; Plagiorchiida; Dicrocoeliidae.
AUGGAGUUCAAGCGGCUUAUCAGGAUGGCCUUGCCUAUAGCUGUCGCUUCCUUUUUCAGUUAUACAUUUGGACCCGUGAGUAUCGCUUUUUGCGGUCGACUUGGCAAAACGGAGUUGGCCACGAUCGGCUUGGCAAUGUCAAUAUUUAAUAUGGCUGGAUUAUUCGCGACAAGUGGAUUGCUGACGGCUAGUGACACCAUGUUUUCACAGACCUACGGAAGCAAGAUGCGGUACAAGAUAAGCAUACAAUUGAAGCGAUCCUUAGCCGUUAUCACAAUCUGCUGUAUCCCGUGCUGUGCUCUGUAUAUGUGUAUAGAGCCCGUGUUGCUCAUUUUGGGACAAAAUCCUCAAAUUUCACAGCUUACAUCCGGAUUCCUUCUUCGGCUUAUUCCUGCUCUUUUUUUCGCUGCAUGGGGACAAGUUCUGACCAGAUAUGUGCAAAACCAGAACCAUUUAUACGCUCCUCUGCUGUUCAAUAUGCUUACAAACGGAGUCAACGCAUUGCUGCAUUAUAUUUUUUUAUUUCAAUUGCACAUGGGUCUCAAUGGGUCCGCAUUUGCACAAACAAUGGCCUACCUUUUUCAAGCGGUAUGCUUCUUCAUAUACAUUUGCUUUUCCAAGAAAAUUGUAAAGUUUAAUGCUGAAAACACUUGUGAGUUUUUGGAGGACUGGGGUAGUUGGCUGCGAUUGGCCAUCCCCGGACUCGUCAUGGUAUCGUUAGAGAGCACUCUUUUCGAAUUGGGUGGAUUAGUUGCGGGUGAGUUUUCAGCAGGAAAGUGCUUGCCAUUUGCACGUAGCAGAUAUUCAGAGUGA